Molecule: messenger RNA, 10167 nt
Organism: Brassica rapa (field mustard)
Lineage: Eukaryota; Viridiplantae; Streptophyta; Magnoliopsida; Brassicales; Brassicaceae
Product: aluminum-activated malate transporter 8
Biological process (GO): malate transport
Source: RefSeq, a predicted model, not a curated record
AUUAAAUAUUUGAUUCUAAAAUAAUAUAAUAAAAUUAUAAAAAAAUUUAAAAAUAAGAUAAUUCUUAUAUAUAUUUUGUUGCUAUCUGAAAACAAUAUUUUUAUUAUACUCCCUCUGUUCCUAAAUAAUAUAUGUUUUAGAAUUUUCACACUUAUUAAGAAAAUACUUAAAAUUUUGAUAAUAAAUGUAUGAUUUUCUGUGUUUAGAUAUUUCCUAUGAUUUUUAACCAAUUAAAAUUCAGUUAACACAAUUAAUGUUUUUGAAAUUUACAAUUUUCCAUUAUUACAUACAUUGAAAAUGUAAAAUAUAGAUCUUUUAGAAACAAAAUAUUUUUCUAAAACAUAGAUCAUUUAGGAACGGAGGGAGUAAAAGUUAAAAAGAUACAAAAAAUUAUAAUUAAAUAUUAUUCAAGAAAAAAAUAUUUUUAUAAAUAUAUUUUCUAAACUUUUGUAAGAUAUGAGUGUUUAAAAAAAAUUAACACGGGAUGUUUAGAAUACGGGAUUAUGCUUAUGAGAUAGUGGCUCGGGAGUGGGCUAGGAGAUGGGUCUAAUGGGCUGUGAAUUGUUGAAUUUUUUUUUAAUUGCAAGCCCACUUCGUGAUGACCUGGCAUAUUGAUUGAUCCUGAAUAUUUGUACACAUGUGGAUAGACUUAGGAAGCAAUGACUUAGCUCCUUUUAUAUAGUAGGAUAUAUUUUCUAAACUAUUUCUAAAAUAUGAGUGUUUUAAAAAAAUUAACACGGGAUGUUUAUAAUACGGGAUUAUGCUUAUGAGAGAGUGGCUCGGGAGUGGGCUAGGAGAUGGAUCUAAUGGGCUGCGAAUUGUUGAAUUUUUUUUUUAAUUGCAAGCCCACUUCGUGAUGACCUGGCAUAUUGAUUGGUCUUGAAUAUUUAUACACAUGUGGAUAGGCUUACGAAACAAUGAUUUAGCUUCUUUUAUACAGUAGGAUUGCAUCCAAUAGCCCAAAAAAAUCAAAAUUAACUAACUAGACCAAAAUCGUAUUCUCUCUAUUCUUUUCUCUUCUUAUGGCUUUCUAGUUUCUACUAGCUCUUUUUUUUUAACUUUUUUCUACUAUCUCUCUAAAAAACUAUUUUUGGUUUUUUUUUUCUUGGUUAUUUGAUAAAUAACCCCGACAUUUAUUGUAGGGUGUAAUUUAGCUAACGGUUAACUAAAGUUUGAAAAGGUUAUUGGAUAAGCGGCCAAGCCUGAAUCAAAAUCACGGAUUAUGGGCUUCAAGGGAGAUCUGGAUCAAAGUUUAGGCCUAAUUAGGCUGUAAACAUUGGUUAACUAUUUAUAUCGAGUCGGCCUAAAUCACUUUUUGUGUUUGUUUCUUCACGUACGUGUAUAAAAUGAGUGUGCGGUUCUCCGAUUUUAUAUUUAAUUAAAAAAAAUUGUGUGUUUCUCAAGUUUAUGGGUGCAAAAUGGGUCGGCUCAUAGAGGAUUUAAUUAUUUAAAUGAUUUUAGUGGAAGGUUAUCAACAUGGAAUAAUCAAGUAUAAAAAAUUGGCCAACUAUACAUGUUGCAAAAGCAAGUGUAUGAAGAACAAUAUUAUAAGGGAAAAACUGAAACUUUAGGAAAAAAAGUUAGAACCAUAAAGAAAAACGAGUUGGAAGUUUAAGCUAAAUUGUCAUAUAGCGAUGAACCGUUCCUUUAUGGCCGGUCUCUUCCGACCAAUCCGACGUGAAUAUUGACGCCCUUUUUCUGACCAGCCUUACGUUUCAUGAGAAGACCCACGUUCUGGUCACAUUGAGCUCCUUCGUUUAGGAAUUAGCCACGCACUACGUUUUAUUUUUUUUGCUUGGUCGCAGACACGCACUACGUUUUGUUUGAAUUUGUUAACAAAAGUUUGUUUUAUGAAUGAAUGGUCAAGACUCAAGUAUUUCUAAGCAAAUCCUAUAAAUAAGCGAAAAAGUUUAAAUGAUCAAUCGGAAUACAACUUGUACAAGAAAUUUCCGAUUUCUAAGAUGGAACUGAAUUAGUUGCUCUUACUCAGUUAUUCCACAACUGCUUUAACAUUUGACAAUCCACUCAUACUGUAUGUACAUUCACUAAGACGCAUUGAAAUCUUUUAUUCAUUGCGGUUAUAGAUAUUUCUACUAUGUUUCCAUUACAUAUAGUUCAUGUUGAACUACAAUUUCACACAUGAUAAUUAUGGAAGCCAAAAUAAUUAUGAAAACUGAAGUUACUUGGGCUGUUUUGUUACGGAUAGCCUAUAAUCUACAUAUGCUGGACUGCUAGUAGGAAAGCUUGAAAUUCCACUUCCAAACAUUAGUACAAGCUCAUCCAAUACUCUUCCGGCUUCUAGAUAGAAAACUAUAGUGGUCUCGAAUUGUGUUUCAUGAUCAGAGAAAACUUCAGUAUUUUACUUAUAUAUUUUUUGUUUGUUUUAACUAUGAAAAUACCAAAAUUCAAUGCUAUCAGAGUUGGUACAUGACCGGAUAUGAUAAAGGGUGGUUGAGAGGUUGCAGCAGAUGUUCAGACAUGCAAACACAUCAAAGGGAAUAUUUUGUACAUCACUAGUCACUACUGUUUUAGCCAACCACUAGUUACUCUUAUACAUAUUUCUUUUGCGCUUUGAUAUCGAAUUUCAUAAAUUGUGUUUUACUAUUGCUUCAGCUAUGAAAAUAUUAGAUCCACUAAUUUCGUCUUCUAUCAUUAAUGUAUUUGCAACAAUGCACAUAUAUAUAUAUAACGAAAUAAUGGUUUAACUAAUUAUUUGCUAUGGAUCAUUGAGUAAUCUAUAUAUCCAAACAAAGAAUCGCAAACUUAAAGUCAUACCCUUAAAUCUAGUGCGGGAGAAAAUUGUUACGUUAUAGUGAUAAGUUAUCUUGUCACGUUUAAAGAUACGAAAAUGAAAACAAAAUAUGCUAUAUGUUCGUAAAAAGGAGAAAAGAAUAUGCUAUUUAUGAAGUACAAAUUGGUGCAGAACUCAGAAUGAAAUCUCGAUCAUACAUUCAUGUAGUAUUCUUGGAAUAGUGUUUAGAUAUAGUGCAAGCAAAAUGAAAAAAAAAAAGAAUGUGUUUUGCAAAUUGUAAAGUUAGAACAAAUUAAAAAGAAUGGACGAGACGACCGUUGUUAAAAAAUAGAUUUUGCACCUAAACUCGUCUAACACCUUUUUUAACUUAUAAAUUAAUGGUUUUAUAGAGAUUGACUCGUCAAUUUAAUAAACCUCCAAAUCCUCACGCUUCUUCGUCAUGCCUACCAUUUCUCAAAUUUUCAAAUAUCAUAUCAUCAAUUCAUUGUGGUCAUAGUCUGAUAGUCACAUUACUGCCAUUGUUAUGAUCAUCUUGCUUUAGUCUAAAUUUUGUUUAAAAAUUUAGAUACAGAAUAAUAUGAAUCACUUUCCAUACAAAAAUAUAUGUGAAGAGUAGAGCCCAUUUGAUCCUAGGCAUAUGAAUACUCUGUUAAGAAAAUAUUUUAGUGUUAUCUAUAAUUAAGAAUAAGAUUACAAGUUCUUUUCUAUAGCGUUUAUCACUUAUCAGCCAUAUAAUGAUCAGUGUCAUUAUCUUAUAUGUUUAACUUAUCAAUUAUUAUUGUCUCAUCAUCAUAAUGCACACUGGGAGCACCUUAGUUUGACUAAUACUGAGAUAAUUCACAAGAAAGCAACUUGGGAUGAUAAUUUCUCAUUAAUAUUUAAUUACUUACAUAAAGUUAUCUAAAUGUUUUCUUUCCAUCGAAUGUUCACAUAACUGCUGUAAAGUUAGAAGCAAAACAUUCCCAACCUUUGUUUUAGAGAGCUCCUCUGCUGAGCUCUAGUGGGUUCGAUCAACUUGGUCCUUUUCUUCUUCUUGUUUUCUCUUUUUUUUUCCUUUUUAUGUAAUUCUUCUCUUUUUUUGGCUUGUGGAAGUGGAGCUCGUAAAUAAAUAAACUAAAACAUUUUAGUAUAAUAUUUGGUCUUUUAUUCGACCUACGUAAGAAAAACAUUUUGUACAUUUAUAUUCUACCUAUCUAUAGAUGAAUUGCCUGCCAUCCAUCAAUUAAUUAGAUCUAAGUAAGAAAAGUACUGCGCAUCACUUUUUAUGUCUUCAAUAUUUAUAUCAAUAAAAAUCAAGACAUCCAGAUAAAAAAAUAGUUUAGAUGCAAGCUUAGUCAGCAAUGAAAAACCUGUCGUUUCACAGAUUAAGCUUUCUUCUACCUAUAAAUAUAGCCAAAAACUAUCCCACAUAAGCAUCACACAAAAGUUCUACAAAUAUUAGCCAAUUCACAAGCUUUAAGUUACAUUGAAAGUUUCAAUGGAGAUGGACUUGAAUGCUCAAGUGAAGAAAGCAGGAUUCUUCCAAAGGCUUAAGGAGUUCCCUUGCAAGCUUAAAGACGGCGUCACCAAGCGCAUAAAGAAUGUGCAAAAGUUUGGUAAAGAUGAUCCAAGACGGAUCAUCCAUUCCUUAAAAGUGGGACUUUCUCUCACAUUAGUAUCAAUGCUGUACUAUGUACGGCCUCUUUAUAAUAGCUUCGGGGUUUCGGGUAUGUGGGCGAUACUAACCGUAGUCGUAGUCUCCGAGUUCACUGUCGGUGGGACACUUUCAAAAGGUUUAAACAGAGGUUUUGCAACAUUAAUAGCCGGUGCCUUAGGGGUUGGUGCAGUACACCUUGCUAGAUUCUGUGGAGACAAAGGAGAGCCGAUUGUUCUUGGGAUAUUCGUGUUCUCACUAGGCGCAGCUGCAACAUUUUCGCGGUUUUUUCCAAGGAUUAAACAGAGAUAUGACUAUGGUGCCUUGAUUUUCAUACUCACAUUCAGCAUGGUUGCCGUUUCGGGUUACCGUACAGAUGAAAUAUUGGUUAUGGCAUAUCAAAGACUAUCCACCAUUCUUAUUGGUGGAACGAUAUGCAUCCUUGUAUCGAUCUUCGUUUUUCCUGUAUGGGCAGGCGAAGAUCUUCACAAGAUGGUUGCUAAUAACAUUAUCAAACUCGCUAACUCUUUAGAAGGUUUCGAGGGUGAAUAUUUUCCAUCAUCGGAGAAGACUUCAAAGGAGACAAAUUCGUGUGUUCAACAAUACAAAAGCAUUCUAACAUCAAAAAGCACGGAAGAUACUUUGGCGAAUCUUGCGAGAUGGGAACCGGGACAUGGCCGAUUCAGGCUACGCCAUCCAUGGACAAAGUACUUAAAGAUCGCAGGACUCGUACGUCAAUGCGCCUUUCAUUUUGAAAUCCUCAAUGGCUAUGUUCUCUCUGACGUUAAGAUACCGCAAGAUUUCAUAAGCAAGAUUCAAGAGCCAUGCUCGAUCAUGAGCAGAGAAGCUUGUGAAGCCCUAAAAGCCAUAGCCAAAUCUAUCAAAACAAUGAAGAGAGACAGUGUUUGUGUUAAUGCACAUAUUGAAAACUCCAAAAAUGCCAUACAAAACCUAAGGAUUGCACUCAAAACGUCUUCUCCAGAGACAGAGAAAGAUCUCUUGGAGAUCAUUCCCGGAGUCACAAUGGCGUCAAUAUUGAUCGAGAUCGUUAAUUACGUCGAGAAGAUCUCCGAGGCUGUGGAAGAAUUCUCCGGUCUGGCACACUUUAAAGAGACUCUGGAUCCAAAAGUGUCACCGGAAUUAGGACAACAUCAACUACUUCACAGGGGAAGUGUAAAGCCUGUUCUAGAGGGUGACAGCGAGGAAGAAAACAAUAGCUCUCCUCAUGUUGUUAUCAAUGUCCAUGAUGAACAGCCACCAACAACCAGCGAAAAAAUAGUUUCGGGCGUACAGAAGACGAGAGUAGGUGUCGUGUAGAUAUGUUAUCAUUGUCCAAACUUUAAAAACUCUUUGAAGGGAGCUUGUUUAACAUUAUCUAGUGAAUAAUAUUAAUCAUUUCACUUAUGAUCAAUUGCCUUUUAGAAAUAGUUUUUUUUGGCUUUUAAGAAUAGGUGUGAACUAGAUAACUAUCGGCAUGAAACGAAAGAUUAGACUCAAUUUUAGGAUUAUUGAUUCUGAUUAAAUUAUUACACCAAUAAAAUGACACAUUCUUUGGUAGAAAAAGCUUUAAGUACAUAAAUAGCAUACAGAGUUUUGAGGUUAUAUAAAUGUGAUAUAACAUAUUGAAAAAUUAUCUUCAUUUGUAUAUCAAUACACAAAUCCUAAAAUAUGUAUUUGCCUCAAUCGUUGUUUCUCUCUAAAUAUUCUUAUUUUCGUGCUUACUUCGCGUUUGUUUACAAAAUGGAUCCAAUUUUUCAAUCCAAGAAAGCCUUUGCUCUGUUUGCAAUGAUAUCUACAAAAUGAUAAGGAAUUAAAAAAUAGUACCUAUAGUUAAUUUAUGCCCUGAAGAAUAAGAAUGUGCCACUGGAAGAUCUGGAAUAUUCGUUCCACUUAAAAAGAGAAAUAGGUAGGUCAACAUGUGACUAGGCAGCUGUGUGAGAUUGCUUAAUUUGAGUUACUAAUUAUGAAGUCAAACUAACUUGAAAAUAGUAAAACCACAAAAUUAAAGUAAUGAUCUUUACGCAGACAAUAACUAAUGGUAACUGAAAAGGAGUUUGGAUCCCCAAAUCUGAUUACGUAGUGCAUUGUAAGGCUGACCAUCCUUAAGCAUGAAGUUUAUUAUUUAUAUCGAUUCGUUGUACAGUAGUACUAUGGAUUCAAAACAAUUCAGUUAGAGAAGAAUCUAAUUAUUUAAAAUGUGAACAAAAUGAAAUGAAUUGAGUAUUGAUGUCUGAGUCUCUGAGAUAAAUAUUGUCUAAUAUUAUACAGAAAUCAGGAAGAUUCUACUUUUAGUUUUAAAAACUGAGGAGUCCAAAGGUCAAAAAUAUAUAUGCAUGUAGAUGUAGUCAACUAAGUAAUCGGCUUAGUACAGAAAUUUCCAGUCGAUAAGUUAAUAAAUCUCAUCUUUUGAAAAUUUAUAUAUUUCGGGAUCAACAGUUAUGCAUCAAAACGUAAUCUUAUAGAACAGGAAAUAUAUUUUUUCAGUGUGCAUUCAGGCUAUGUAGUCGGAACACUUGAACUUGAAUUUUGAUAUACUUAGAUAGCCAAAAGUGAAUUCUGACACUCUUUUGGCUGAUGAAACUGCACGUUCUUAGAAUUUAUUGGAUGCCGAAUCGGUUCAAAUUGCAGUGUUUUUGUUUUAUGUUUUUUUCUGACUCGAUAUGAUCUCAAAUCCUAAAAAAUAGUUUUUUUUUUUAAUUUGGAAGAAAGGUCACGAGUUGAAGAAAGAUGAGUGUCACGUGCGGUGCAUGGUUGUCUUGCAUGUACUUUGAACUUAGCCCCUUGCGAGUAAACAUAUAUUGUAGUGGAACGAGCCCAUCACGUGUAAAUAGAACGAAUAUCUUUACUACUUUUGAUUUGUGACAACCAAUUUACUUCCUUUGGUAUAGAAAAGAUUGGGAAUUCUUGGGAUGGGUGGGACUUACGGUCCGGACGAUUGGCGUAAACCUAAAUAAAAAGGAGUCUUUGGCCCAUCGAAAGACAGUGUCCAUUAAUCAAAUGAAGUCGGUGAGUCUAACAACACAUAUGAAGAACUGUAAUGGAUUAGGGAACGGCGCCAAUAUUCAUAUAUAUCCUCCAACAACCCUUAUGCACAGGAGAGUAGAACAAUGAUGACCUACGGUGAAUUAUUCUUUAAACCGAACAUGAACCUACGGUAAGAAUAACUUACCUCAACGAUCCUACUCUUCGAAAAGAGAGGAACCCGACUCAAUAACUAUGUAUUCAAUGGCUGGAGAAAGAGGAGGUGAGCAAUAACUACAAAAAACACACCGUCAAUCUAUUCAUAAUUAGUUGACGACCCGUUCAUCUUUACAUUUACUUUCUUCUGUUCAGUCCAUGCGCUCUCUUAUUGCUUCAUGCCUUCAUCUUUGACUGAUUGUAACAAUAAGCCCAUUUACGGCUCAAAAUGUUCGCCCAUUUAACCAAAAUACCAACGGAUAGUCUUUGACUGACUGUCAGAGGCUUGGAAUCCAGUGAAGUGGAGGCUUGAACUUGUUACCUUUGAGAGGAAAAACAAUACUUAACCAUCUGACCUACGGAUAGCAUUUGGAAAAUUGGCCGAAAUUGUAGUCUUCAUAUUAAUGGCCAGAAGCAGAUGCUUGUGCUGCUUCUACCCAUGGCCGCUACUGGUUAGACCCAUUGAAACAUCUUUGAUUAGGGGCUUGGCCAUUAUUACAAUCUGCAAACUUGUGAUAUAUAAAACUUUCAUAGAAAAGAAGAGUAAAUAACACUGGCUAGACUAAACAGAAAAAGAUUAGAAGCUAAGUUGCAAUAAUACGUAUCCUUAGUUAAAUACUGAAGUUGUUAUCACUAAAACUACUGUGACUUGCCAUAAAAGAAAGCUGCAAAAACCUGAAUAAUUGUUCCUGUGUUGAAUACAACCUGAUAUUUAGAUUUAUCUUUUUUUUUGGUAAAAUAUUUAGAUUUAGAUUUAUCUUCACAAGCUAAACUGCGUUAUUUGUCACCUGAGCAUAUUUCCCUGAGAGAUAUGCAUUAGCAAUAAUCUGGUUGAAUGCACUCUCUAGAUUAUAUAAUGGACAAAGCCGUUAGGUUUUGGGAGAUACAUUCUUACCGAUACAUUCGAAUCAUUCGAUUUCCGUAGGAGAAAGUACUGUUCAAUAUGACAAUAUCUCGGUGUGUUUAUGCAUCUUAAUUAGAAACUUAGACCCAAAAAAUCUUAUUUGUAAACAACCCACAGUUUCUUCUCUCUUUUUUUUUAACACAUCCACCCACAAUUUCGAUUAAGUUGAAUUUUGUCAAAAGCAUGAUCUAAUACAUACAACAAUUGGAUAAUGAAUUUUGUAAUAUCAAAUUUGAAUAUUAUAUGGACCGAAUAGUAAUUACAAUUAGUGCCCUCUUAAAGUUAUCUCCCCUCCCGCAAUGUUACAACACAAUGCUUAGACUUUAGAGCAACCGUUGUAAUUAAAAAUCAACGUAACAGGACAAAGAAAAUGAUGGACAAGUGGUGGUUUCUCUUUUGGCAGCUAGUGUUAGGUCACUUACGUCCCCUUUUCCAUUAUGGAGAGAGUACGUGGUAAAUGAAACUUUGUUUCCUAGCUCCUCUAUCACAUGUAUUAAAAAUAUAUUGUCCAUUUGUAUACAAAAUACUUGAUCAUUUAAUACUUAAAGGUUAUAUUGGACUAAAUUAUUAUCACUAAAUGGACUUAUAGUCGGUCGCGAAAAGUCUCAUACCCGUGUGAUAGCUCCAAAAAUUUAUUCAUCAAAUUUUGAUUAGAACAAUAAUCUCUAUGUUCCACAAAAAAAUGCCACUUUGACACCUUUCUAAUGUUUGUCAACAUCUUUUGAACAUUUUUUUUGCUAAAAUAUAGAAGUCAAAAGCAUAGAUGGCGGACAAAUAGUAUUUCAAGUACUUACCAACCACAUAAUUAUGUUUAGUUACGAUUUACAUUUAUCAUUUUACGAUUUUGUGUCAAUUAUCCUGUACAUUUAUAUUCAUUUAACUGGUCACGUAUUCAGAUAUAACUUUGGGUGGGUUUUAUAUUUAUUUGUGUUCACAUUUUUAUAAAUAGUAUGGAAAGCGGAAAUGUUUUUCUCUCUCUUAACCUAGAGAAUUUUAAACCGAAAUCAACUAAUAUGCCAAUUUUUUUUAGAAAUCUGAUUCUUUUGUUGUUGGAAACGUCUACAAUUGGCCUAAAAUGAUUAAAAAAUUGCAGUAAAAGAGUUCAAAUUUGUAAAGAAGAGCAUUUAUAGCAAAUCGUUCAAUCUAGCGUUUAAAACGAUGACUCCGUAUGUAUUUUUAAAAAUACGAAUCAAAGUAUAUAUCUACAAAUAAAUAAUUUUUCUCUUUUUAUUUGUAAGUGAGUUUCAUUCUUCAAAUGAGGAAGCUGGGAAUGAAGUUUACUAGCUGGGUUUGUUAUUAUUGUUGAAGAAAUCUUCGACCACACAUAAAGUCACCUUUCUAUAGAAACCGUCCACCGACCAUAUCAAUCAUCUUCCCAUUCAUAGUUUCAACAUUCUAGAAAUAUAUGAUAUAUAUGUGAUUUAAAAUGAUAUUCAGCAAUUAAUAUAUUACUGUAUAAAUUCAAUACUGUACUGUAAUAUUUGACUAAAUAUGUAGAUGAUAAACGAUAAAUCUCUGUUUUUCCACGAAAAUAAGGAAGAGAAAUUUAUAUACCAAUAAAACUUUACAUCAGCCAAAAAAUAAGAUAACCCUUUAGAUAAUGAAAGAACACAUUGUUUUUUGUUUUUAAUAAAGACACUUAAUUUUGGUUGUUUCAUACAAAUCUAUCUUGAUUACUACUAUAAUGAUUUUGGUGUUAAU